ACACCUUUCUGUGUUGCAGUGUGAUGCAUGGUACUGAUUCCCCUUGCUGUCUGAUCGAGCAGGUGUUCUGGCGCUCUGGGCCCUAAUCACGCAUGUGAUGUAUGUGCAGGAUUACUGGAGGACCUGGUUAAAAGGGCUGAGGUUCUUCCUCUUCAUCGGGAUCCUCUUCUCAGCUCUCUCAGUGGUGGGAUUCUGCACAUUCCUCGUUCUGGCCAUCACCAAGCACCAGUCCCUGACUGAUCCCAGAAGCUACUACCUGUCGUGUGUCUGGAGUUUCAUCUCCUUGAAAUGGGCCUUCCUGCUCAGUUUGUACGCUUACCGGUACAGGAAUGAGUUUGCAGACAUCAGUAUCCUCAGUGACUUCUAACGCUUGGACUUCAAUCCCGUCUGAAGGUGCUGGAUGUUUGAAUUGCCCCCCAAAGGCACGGUACACGCAAGAGACGCGUGAGAGGCGGAGAAGGAACCCACCCAGUGCUGCUUGGUUUGUCUGUCUGCAGUAGGGGUUUUUCCUAAUUGCUUUUACUCAACCAUUUAAAGUUUGGCUAACGAUGUCAAUCCAGUCUUUCUGUAACUUCUCUGAGAGUCCCUGUGUCUGGUAGCGAGGUGAAAGACUCCAUGUGCUUACACACAGCAGGCCUAGGUCCACUCUUUGCCUUGCCCCGAAGUCCAGGGGAGUGUUCACAUGGGGAAGGAAGUCCUGGCCCUCCAGGAACUGUAGGUUCAUACCUGGUGGAUGCUGCACCCCGACGUCCUUGUCAGCGUGUCACCACCCUGCUUCGGGCGGGUGCCCCAGAUGUACGUACGAACACUGCUGUGUGAAAGCCAGCUCCUUUUGCACUGCUCUGCUCCUCAAGAGAAAGGGAGAGACGUGGCAGGAGUCCCUCUGUACCUUCCAGCCAGUACCCCACAUCUUCUAGUAUUUUCUUUUCACGUGUUGUACACAAAGUUGGCUCUCUCCUGCGGUCUGGACGAGCCCCAAGGGCUGGGCCAGCAGCAGAGGAGCACACUAGUCAUCUCAAGGCACUGUCAGAGGUGGGAAAUGCUGAUUCUGGCUGCUGUCCGGGAUCAUUUUAAAAAGGAACUUAAAACCCUAUUUAACCCUCAAAUUUGUAGCAUGUAGAAUCGGGUGUUUGGGUGAAAGAUGUGCUGGGCAAAAGCUCACCUACCUGAACCCCUGGAGAAACAUGAAUAUGAUUCCUCUAACAAAAAAUAUCUUUUUGUAGGCAGUACUGUGUUUCCUUUUCUUUGCUCAGCUUCCCUGUAACAGUCAGGAUGAGAGAGGGGAGGAGAUGUGGUACUCAGAAAAUAAGACAGGUAUCCAGAGCCAGCUUCCAGCAAGCCUCUGGAACCAGUGCCACCGGCAUAAUGCAAGUGUAGAUAAAUUGCUGGGCACUCACAUGGCGAGUUAAGAGGUGCUGGGUCUGCACUCAUGGGCUGGAGAGCUGGAAACAGCGGGGUUUGGCCGGCACGUCUUUUGCCUGGUGGCAGCGAAGCCUUCCCUCCUUCCAGCCACGCAUGGCACUGCUCUGACAAACCUAAAACCUGAGUGGAUUUAGUGACCUCUUUAAUCCCAGUGUUUUGCUCCCUGCCAGUAGCUUGAGCUGCUUGAAAAACCUUGAAAACCCAACCCUGUGCAGCUUGAAACCUUCAAGUGUUUACAUCUUUCUUCAUUAACUUCAGGCUGGCUAAAGGCUUUGGGCUGCUGCUCUGGCAGAAGCCAGGCCGGUGUUUUGCCAUGCUGGGCAAAAAAUCCAUGAGUAAUUCUACAGGUGGGUGAGAAGGGAGGCAGGAGGAGCCCCCUUCCCUUGCAGACCGAUGGAAGCUGAACAAGGCAGGCGUUUGAAGGAGUCUCCCAGGCGCAGUUGUCCUGCCCCUUCUCUAGGUGGAGCAUCCCCUGAAGUGCCUUUGUGGCAAAUCUCUGGCAGAGGGUGGGUGACGGGACCUGCUCGGGGUCUUGUGACCAAGUGAGGUACGAGUGGCAGGUCCUACGUGCUGUCGGGAGCCCAGCUUUCUCUCCUGCCACACCAAACUCCCUGGGUUUGGGCAGCUGGCUGUGGGGAGCACCUCGGCCUGUCUGUUCCGUUACCUUACCCUAGUGCUGUGCUCUGAUUUAGCUGCGAUUGAGCUCCCCUCCACACACAAAGCCCACUUUGCCCCCCUGCCACACCAAUCUCCCUGGGUUUGGGCAGCUGGCUGUGGGGAGCACCUCGGCCUGUCCGUUCCGUUACCUUACCCUAGUGCUGUGCUCUGAUUUAGCUGCGAUUGAG
Messenger RNA from Egretta garzetta (little egret), 2267 nucleotides. RefSeq names its product solute carrier family 48 member 1 (gene SLC48A1). The record is from RefSeq and is a predicted model, not a curated record. Lineage: Eukaryota; Metazoa; Chordata; Aves; Pelecaniformes; Ardeidae. Bases 98 to 367 code for a protein of 89 amino acids. Gene Ontology annotation, cellular component: lysosomal membrane; plasma membrane. Gene Ontology annotation, molecular function: heme transmembrane transporter activity; heme binding. The transcript is spliced from 2 exons. Gene Ontology annotation, biological process: heme transport.